AAGCUAUCUGUCUGUCCAUCUGUCUAUCUGUCCGUCUCAACUCUAUUAGAAGAGAUCUAUUUCCGCACCACCACCACACUACUUACAGUACCGUACCCAAUCCAGCCCGGCCACCAAUCCAUCCAGACCAGACCAGACCAGGCCUGUUCUGUCAGCUUACCAACCUACCAACCUACCCUACUACUCUCUUUCCAUACAAACAGUACUACCCAUUCAUCGCAAUCCCACAAAACCCGCCCCACAUCUGUGAGUACCUAAGCAACCACCCAGAAAUCCACAGAAUCCACCAACCCAACCAACCCAUCAACCUCGUAAAAAAAGCACCAAUCACUCAUCCCCUCAAUUCCCAUAUUUCCGCAAUCCCACUCAGCCUUAAGAUCCAUCAUGGCUCUGCAGUCGAAUCUCGAAUGUUAAAAAUUUAGGAGGGGACUGACGCCGGUUAUUGGAUCGCGAAGGACGAGCUGCGCCGCUGUACGGCGGGUCUACAGUAAGUACUGUAGCGUGGCGAGCGUGGCUGUCAUUUUGUUCGGUAGGGUAGGGUAGGAGGAGAGGAGAGGAGAAAGAUGAAUGUGUUAUCACGUUAGAGAGAGCUUGUGGUGCGGCGGUGUUCUUUACAUUUCUCCUUUUUUGAUUCUUCAUCAUCUUCUUCUUCAAUCUUCUUGCUCUCGUUAAGUCGUUCUUACUAACAAGAUUGUAUUGUAAUCUUACCACUAAUUAUUCCUUUCUCUUUCCUACAGUUCUUCGCGAAUCUCUUCUCCUUAUCUUUUCCUCUCGUUGUGUCACAUUCCUUUUUUGGGCCAGAAUCAUACACCAUGAAAGUUUUCAAUCUUUUAUUCUGCAUUUUUGAGGGUGUCGUCGCAGCGGGUCCCCAAUAUCUCGCAAGACAAACCACAAAAACACAAGAUCAUCCCACACACGUGGGAUGGCAAGCAAGAGCAUCAACGACGGUGCCCGCCCGGAUCGAGAAGCGGGAACUGGCUUCUUCGGUUUGUGGUUGGAUCAAUGGCAUCGAAAGUAAGAAGAAUUUCCACAAUCUAACCCCGGUCCAUUUUUUUCAACAGCUAGAGCUAGAGAUGCUGAUAUCCAAUAUUAUAGCAUCCCCACUCAAUUGUCCGGAUAGCCAUACUUGUUUGAUCGCUUUGAAGGAUAGUAAGGGAAAGGCCAUCAGUGCUGGUGGAUGUUGUCCCAGCAAGGGUUGUGCAACAUUUAAGACGGCAUGUUCAGCAAGCAGAGAUCUAUGUGACGAUGAGUGCAAAGCCAACCCCGCGAUAUUACACUGUAACGACGAAAAUGAUGGGACACUUUGUGCGAAGUAUGUGUAUUCCGGAGGCAUUUCGGAUUUCAGAUGUGUGAAGACCGCGUCGCAAGCGACGUACAUCGCUUUCACUUACACCAAUUAUUCAACACCCAUACCGUUACCGCGAGUCGCUUCAAGUAUCACGAUUUUUAACGGUGCUUCCAAUUCUGGGAGAUGCUUAGCAAGUAUGGAUAUUCGAACCCAGCUGGUGGUCACUACCACUACAACUAAGCCAACUUCUCCUACGACAACAUCGAUGACUUCAAUAGAGUCAACCUCGACGGAUCCUAGUUCAGUGAGUAAUGCCUAUGAAUUUCCGUAAGAUGUUACUAACUUACGCAGCAGAUACAGAGUACUCCGAGCCCUCCCCCUACUGAAACAUCCCCGCCAAUUUCCCAGAAACCACAAAGUCCAACACCGGCGAUCGUGGGUGGAGUAGUGGGAGGACUAGGGGUGCUUGGUGCUAUUUCUGGAGCCAUCUUCUACGUAUUCCUUUGGAAGAAGCGAGGAGUCCGGAACGAUCAUCAUCAAAUUUUGUCAGACGACGAAGACAACCCAAGUGGCGUAAGAUUACCGGGAAAUACUGCUUUGGGCACAUUCAAUGCUGGACUGGGAGCGACUGGACAUCAGCCAGCCUCAUUCCAUGAUGAUCCCGUAAGGAGCACUCCAGAGCACUCGUCAGAAAGAUUUGAAAUGAGGGGAAUACAGAUGCAGCAACAACAACAGCCCUUGAUAAUGGAAUUGGACGCGAGUGAAGCACAACAAAAUAGGAGGUGAACACAACAGCCGCACGAUACCUUUCUUUUGCACCCAUUCCUCGUGGAAGUCUUGUACGGCCAUGUUUCGGUACAGGCACAGAGCCUCGUCCGGAGAGCAUCACAGUGUUGCACCCGCCUCUGAAACGUAAUUUUAGGACAGCUGGAAAGCCAUUUUGACAUGGAUUCCCCGGAAUUGGUUCUCGCAUAUAUGUAGAAAAGUGAGGAGAGAAGGUUCACCGCUGUUUCCAGUCGGAAUUUCGCUUCUUGCCAUUUUCUUGUUGGGACAGCCGAACAUGAUAUCAAGCAUGUUCCGGUGUGGGGGACGACUCAGAGCGGACCGAAACGGAAUGAUACAUCUGCAGAGAGCCGUUGUAUGCAGGGUUUCGUGGUACAUUCCGAGGGCUUCCUUCUGCGGGAGAAGUUGAAGAGAGGUCACAGAAGUCUGUCAUAUUUCUAACUAAGCGACCAAAUGAUAAAGACUCAUCGCUUCGAAAUCGAUGACUUGAGUGGUUGAACGAGAGGAAGUAGAGACGAUAUUUUCAACCCGCAUAUACGAAUAAUAAAGGAGUGGCAGCAAGGAAGGUGUUUUGCUAGUUGAGUUCUCUCAAUAAAAAACCUACAACCAUCAUCCACGUCUGCCACGUCUGCCACGUUUGGCUCUGAGAGGUUCUCAAAACGAGUACGUUCUCUUGGCAUACAGCAUGAGGAAUCUGAUAGACAUGGAUGUGGCUUCUCGAAGAACGGUAAACGCGGUUCUAGCCAUGACGGGUAUUGCUUCUUUGGGGUAGUCACGCCGCUGGGCUCUGAACCAAGAGACAUGAGGGAUCAGCGACCAUUCACAGACCCUUCCCCAGUCUCAAAUGCAAAAGAAAGAAAAAAUCGCAUGGCGUGUGUACUGGGCGUCGUUAGUCGUUCGUAACCCCACCGUUACACUAACGUUGGUAGUCCACUAGGUCUUUGCGGGAGCACCGGAUGGUAUGGAGCUUGAGCUUGGAAGCGAUGGCCACCGACUGGCUCCAGGUUGCUGGGAGGGGCGCCCGAUGAUCCCAAAGUGCUUUGAGGAGGCGAGGGAGCUCGAGAGGAGGUAUGACAGGAUUGAUUGUAGUGGUGCUAACGGAGUCGAGGGUGUGGUGUGUGGUGGAAGCAUCUCCGUUUCAACUCUGGUGCAGAGGCACCGUAUCCCCCCUCCCUUCGUACAAGGACGAUUCAUAGGCCACCGUUCGAUUUGGCGGGCGCUCCCCACGCAUGUUCAUUUGGGUGUUGCUGCAGUCAGACCGAUUGCUCCAGAGGGAGCCGAGAGCCCCUAUUUGGCCAUUUGGGGAAUUUGGAUGUCAGGAGAUUUCAUGAGGCGAAGGCAGGGGCAGAUUGGGUCUGGCUAGAUUUCAGAUUGCCGGGCGUGCUCUUCCCCUUCUGCUGGUCUCUACUUGAAUGAACGGAAAGGGCGCUUAACCUGGGGAGUGGUUGCCGUUUUGGACGGGGAUCGAUUAAAUGUUUUAAGGUUCUGUCAAGUACGGGCGGGGACUUCGGUACUGUAAUGACCUCGGCAGACUUGACGACGGAGAUGGGGAUGGAUAAGGCGAUAAGAGACGAGUGGUAUGAGUAGGUAUCCAUAAGUGCUCGUAUCGUGCGGUGUCAUACUUAUAUGAUUAUAUAUAUAUAUGCUGUAUAUAUUAUUUUGUGGUACUGCC
Molecule: messenger RNA, 3743 nt
Organism: Hymenoscyphus albidus
Lineage: Eukaryota; Fungi; Ascomycota; Leotiomycetes; Helotiales; Helotiaceae
Source: the annotation of a GenBank genome assembly